Messenger RNA from Schistocerca cancellata (South American locust), 759 nucleotides. RefSeq lists its product as uncharacterized. Gene Ontology annotation, cellular component: membrane. The record is from RefSeq and is a predicted model, not a curated record. Gene Ontology annotation, biological process: transmembrane transport; heme export. Bases 1 to 759 code for a protein of 252 amino acids. The transcript is spliced from 4 exons. NCBI's taxonomy places the organism in Eukaryota, Metazoa, Arthropoda, Insecta, Orthoptera, Acrididae. Gene Ontology annotation, molecular function: heme transmembrane transporter activity; heme binding.
AUGGAGGCGCCCGCAGCUACGCCGGCGCUGCCCGACGCGGGGGCGGCGGCGCCGCCCGCCUGCCGGCUGUACGCGCGCCGCUGGCUCAUGCUGGCCAUCUUCGUGCUCUGCUCGCUGUCCAACUCCAUCCAGUGGAUCCAGUACUCCGUCAUCACCAACAUCGUCACCGAGUACUACCGCGUCGACAGCAACGCCGUCAACUGGACCGCGAUGCUGUACGAGGUGCUCUACAUCCCGCUCAUCUUCCCCGCCUCGUGGAUCCUCGAGAAAACAGGGCUGCGCGUGUGCCUGCUGGCGGGCAUCCUGGGCACGGCGCUGGGCGCCUGGGUGAAGGUGUUCUCGGUGGGCCGACACCUCUUCUGGGUGGGCUUCGCCGGCCAGAGCAUCGUCGGCGGCUCGCAGAUCUUCAUCCUGAGCCUGCCCGCGCGCAUCGGCGCCGUCUGGUUCGGCCCCGACGAGGUCUCCACCGCCGUCUCCAUCGGCGUCUUCGGCAACCAGCUGGGCGUGGCUCUGGGGUUCCUGCUGCCGCCGCUGAUCGUCAAGUACCACGAGGGCGACAUGGAGGCGAGCGGGAGCGAGUUCGCGCUCAUGUUCUACCUGAUGGCCGGCUUCUGCACCGUGCUGCUCAUCGUCGUGGUUGCGCCUUUUACAAUGGGUGAUGCACUAUUGGCCGUAGUUGCCUCCUGCCUUGGUCACGCACUGCCUCUCGGUGUAGGACGCUGCGCCAGCCCUUGCACCUGCGUCGAUGCGGAUGCUUAG